GGAGAAAAUGAGAAAGUUGCGCUGGGGGUACUGAACACCUGAGGGACAGAGGAGAACCUGUGGCUCUUAAGUAUUUUGGGUAAUGAGCAAAGUUUGAAUCCACUGUUAAUGCCUUCGAUGUUAAUAUUGCGUUUUAUUGGGCUCCUAUAAUGUUAAGUGUCUUGGAUUAUAUUCACUGGUAUUCUGCUUAAUUUUGUGAGAUUUCUGCCCAAUGUAUCUUUCAACUAAAGAACUCAAGUGACUGCAAUAUGUAAAUAGACAGACCGUAAGAUCAAGCUGGGUAUUAAUGUUAAUAUUGCGGGAGUGGAGAAGUGGCACUAAAGUACUGGUCAGAUCUGCAGGAAACCUCUCUCUCUCUCUCUCUGUCAUCCAAUUCCCUCUGCUGAUGAUGUGACGGGCUUGUACACCAGCAAGAGUGAACCGUUGGUCGGAGGAGGUGGAAAUGAUCAUAACUGUGACCUUGUCCAACUAGUAGUUGGAUAUGAGAAUCCCGAGGUCAUGGAUCACUGUGAACAAGGAGUGUUUUGCACUGAUGUGGACCAACGUGAAAGAAAAUGUAAUUACUUUCUGUGCAAUAGGUUUGAGCCGCAAAUAGCCAAUGAUGGGUUGCUUUCUGUAUUGGCCAAUAAAAUGCAAAGAACAAUUGGAGUUUCUGACCCCAAUUCUGAAGAAAGCAUCACUUCCAAAAUUCAAGGGGAUAAAACAAAAGUGCCCACACCACUUAUGACCGGUGCCAAGGCACUUGCACAAAGGGAGGAAGCCAAAGAGAUGAAUGUCGGAGGCGUUCUUACCAGUCAGCUGCAUGCAGAGAAAGAGAUGGCUAUGGUAUAUCCAGAUAGCUCAAUGCUUGCAGAUAAUCAGUUGGUCAAAGAUGUGCCUUUAGAAGGUGUAAUAACCAGGGAGGUAGCUGAAUGGAUGCCUCCAUAUACCACAAUAGCCAGCAGAUCUUGUGCUGAGAAUGAGUUGACCAGUGAAUUGGUUCGAGAUCAUGUAACAGCCAAUGUAACUCUUGCACAGAAUUCAUUGGACAGUGACUUGUUUGCAGGGGCAAAGUGACUGGAGGAAUUCUGACUUGUGAUGAGGCAGGAAAUAGGUUUCCUGAAGUUCCCACAGAUACAGCAAUCAUUGAGGUGGGAAACUUGGUGCCUUCAGAAACUUCACCGAACAACGGGGCACUUGUAGAGCACAGAUUAGCCGAGCCACCAGCAGUUACCACAGUGUCUGGCGACAUGUUUGCAAAUAUUGAGAUAGCAAAGAUGGAGCCUUUAGAAGGUGUGAGAACCAACUAUCAGCUCACAGGAAGCAAACUGUCUGCCGUACCUCUGGAUCCUGGAGCAAUUGUUAAAAUGUCUGCCAAGGGUGAAGGAGUCAUUGAAGUGCCUGGAGAAGGCGUACCUACCAGUGAAGUGUUUACAGUGGGCCUGUUGCCUGUGGUGCAUGUAGAUGAUAAAGCAACUAUGGCAGUGCCCAUGGAGGGUGAAAUUGCCAAUCAAGUGCCGGUGGAAAGUACGAAAAUCAGUGGAUUGUUUGCAGAGAAUGGCUUGUCCAAGAUAUUUCAAGAACUGAACCUGUCUGUCGAGGUGUCUGCAGAAUGUGAGAAAACCAGUGCAGUGACUGAAGAAAUUGUGCUGUCCAGUGUGAUGGUUUCUGUACCGAAAGAUAUUGCUGUACCUGUCGAGAUGUCUACAGAUGAGGGUGUGAUAGGUAAAGAGCUUGGAGACAUUGCAAUAAUCAAUGGGAUAGGUGCAGAGUGUCCAUUUACUGCAGCUGCCACCAAGGUGCCUGCAGAGUGUGAGAGCGCCACCAAAAUAGACGUCGUGAUAAAUAGUGGGAUGACCGAGGAAAAGCCUUCAGAAACAACAGCAGCUAAACGGACGUCUGCUGGGUGUGAGGUAACAACCGAAAUGUCUAGAGAAGUUGAGAAGACCUCUAUGCAUCCAAGUAUUGAAGUCACCAUGAAGAUAUUUGCAGAUGGUGUGUUAGCAAAUAAAACAGCCAGAGAGCCUAUAACAACGAAUGAGGUGACUGAAGUUCCUACAGAUAUUACACCAACGAUGGAGAUAUCAGCAGAAGAUGAGAAGGUUAAGGAUGUGUCUGGAGAAAAUGUGGCAACCGAUAUGAUUGCUUCUUUGCAUCCAUGUGUUCCCCUACUUAUGGAAAUAUCUGCAGGUGAGAUAACCAGUGAUGGAUCUGCAGAAGACUUAACCACCAAUGAGAUGCCUACGAAGAUGUCCGUAGAGGAUAAAGCCGUCGUUGAGAAUGAAGGACUGAAAAACAACAUGAUCUCUUCUGUACCUCCCGACAAUACAACUAUUGUGGUUUCUUCAGACCAUGAGAUGCUCGCUGAGCUUCCUGGAGAAUGUAUGAAAAUCAGUGAGAAUACUGAGGUACCCUCAGAUGUUUUGACACCAAUGGAGAAUAUUUCAGAAUGUGAGAUAUUUACUGAGCUUCCCAGAGCAGUUGUGACAACCAGUGAGUUUGCUGAGGAACCUCUAGAUGUUCCAGUCGCAAUGGAGAUAUCUGCAGACUGUAUGAUACCUAAUAAAGUGUCUGAAGAAGUUGAGACAACCAAUGCAGUAGUUUCUGUAUAUCCAGAUAAAACCGUCAAUGAUGUGCUGGGAGAAAGUGUGGCAAUCAAUGAGGUGGUUCAGGAGGCUCCAGAAUCAACAGCUACUAAUGAGAUGUCUGUAGACAAUGAGAUAUUUGCUGGACUGUCUGGUGGAGGUGUAUCAAACGGGGAUACAGCAAAAACCUUGAGAAUAUCUGCAAACUUGAUAGUUAAUGAAGUGGCCGAUGUUGGGACAACCAGUGGGGUGACUAAUGUGUCUCCUAAUACAAUUGCGGAGAAAUCUGAAGAGCGUGAGAUAAUUUGUGAUGAGUUCAGAGAAAGUGUGACAUCCAGUAUGACUGAGGAGCCUCCAACAACAGCUAUGGACAUACCUUCAGAUGUACUCACUGAACUAUCUAGAGAUGUGAUGACCAGUGGGGUGGCUGAAGUGCCUCUUCAUACUGCAAUGACCUUGGAGAUGACUGGAGAGGUAGGGCUGACCAAGAAAGAGUUUGGAGAAGGUUUGACCACAAAUGUGCAGGUUUCUGUACAUCCAGUGUUUGCAGUCACUAAGGAGAUGACUGCGAUAACUCCAGACACAACAGAAAUUGUGCAGAUUUCUUCAUACGCCAAGUCUGGAGAAGAUGUUGCAACCAAUGGGAUGACUGAAGUACCUUUGGAUCCUGCAACCAGAGAGAGUGAAAUAGCUAAUGUUUCUGAAGCAGGUGGAACAACCCAUAGGGUGGCUGAUGUAUCUCUAGGCCCAGCAACUAUGGACACUUCCGCAGAAUGUUUGACAGCAAAUUUAAUGUCUGGAAAAGCCGAUGGAAUAGCUAAUAGACCUCCAGACACAACGCCAAUUGAGGAGAUGUCUGAAAUUGUUGAACUUUGUGGCAAAACAAUGCUGAUCGGUGAGAUCCCAGAGGUCCCGACAGAUGUAUCUGCAUCCUUGGGAAGGUCCUCAGAAAUUGUGAUGACUGAAUUACCUGAUGAAUGUUCAGACACCAGAGCGACUACAGAUAGCUGUGAAGGCACGACUACUACGGAGAUUUCUUCAGAUGGUAUCGUCAUCGCUGAAUCAUUUGGAGAAUGUGUGACAAGUACAGUGACUGACGGAACUCCAUAUGCUCCAGUAACUACGGUGAUAUCUGCAGGAAGUGUGAUGGUUGAUCAUAUGUCUGAAGAAGUUGAGGGAAUGAAUGCACUGGCUUUCAUUCCUUCAGACACAUUUACCGGGGACAUGUCUGCAGGGUGUGUAAUACCCAAUGAGAUGUCUGGAGAAGUUGGGACAACUGAUGGGGCACCACAGAUGACACCAGGCACUGCGGCAAGAUUACAGAUGUCUGCAGAGGGCUAUGUAUCCAAUAAAGCUGCUGGGGAAGAUACAAUUACCAAUGAGGUGGCUGAGUUACUUCCAGAUUCAGCUGUGUCUGCGAUAGCCAAAGACUCCCUUGGAAAUAAUGUCACGACCAGUCUGCUGGCUGGGGUGCCUUCAGAUGCUACAGCAACUAUGGACAUGUCUCCGGAAGGUGAGAGAGCAACUGAGGUGUCUGGAGAAAAUGUGGCAACCAGUCGGGUGACUGAGGCACUACCAGACAUGACAACGACUAUGAAGACAACUGUAGUAGGUGGAAUAGCCACCGAUGUGUCUGAAAAUGAGGUGGUGACCAAUGCGAUGCCUGAGGUACCUCAAGGUCCUACAGCAUUUGUAGGUCUCUCUGGAGGGGGUGGAACAGGCAAUGAGGUCUCUGAAGUAGGUGGGGUAGACAUUGAGGAGUCUGGAGAAGAUGUGACCACAAUUGUGGUAUCUGAGGUGUUACCAGAUUCAGGAGUGACCUCGGUGAAGUCUGCAGAGUGUGUAAUAGCCACUGAGAUGGUUUCUGUAUAUCUAGAUAUACCCAGAUCUGGACCGGGUGUGGUCGCUGAUGUAGUAUCUAUAGAAACUGAGACGAAAAAAGAAGUGGCUGAAAUACCUCGAGAUACUACAACAUGUGGGGAGGUGUUAGCAAAGGGUGACAUACUCAAUGAAGACUCUGGAGAAGAUGUGGGAUCCAAUGGUUUGGCAAAGUUGCUUCUAGGUACAACAGGAGCUUUGGACACAUCUGUAGAGUGUGAAAUGUCUGGGGAAGGUUUGACCAGUGAGAUGAAAGAGGUAACUCCAGCUAUUACAGCUUCUAUGGAGAUUUCUUCUGACCUGUCUGGAGAGUCUGUGACAGCCAUUGGGAUCACUGAAGUAGCUCCAAGUACAAUAGAAAUUAUGGAGACGGCUGUAGAUGAUAAGAUAAUUAAUCACGUUCCUGCAGAAGAUGUGAGAGCCAAUGGAAUGGCAGAGGUGCAUCUGCAGCCAACAACGACUAUGGAGAUGUUUGCAGAGGGUGAGAUAGUCAGUGAUGUCUCUGGAGAAAGAGUAACAAUCAAUGAGAUGAUUGAGUUACCGACAGCCAUUGCAGCAGCUAUGGAAGUUUCCUCCUAUCCUGUGGCUCUCUCUGACCUGUCUGGGGAAGGUAUGACAAUCUGUAGGGUGACUGAGGCUCCUCCAGACACAACAAGAAUUAUGGAGAUGGUCGCAGAGGACGAGAUGGCCACUGAAGCCUCUGGAGAAGGCGACGCGAUUACCCAUGAGGUGGCUGAGAUGCCUCCAGGCACGGCUACUAUGGAGAUUUCGUCAGGUGAUGCCACCAUCACUGAACCAUUUGAAGAAUGUGUGACAACCAGUACAGCGACUGAUGUAACUCCAGUAACUAUGGUGAUAUCUGCAGGAGGUGUGAUGGCUGAUCAAAUGUCUGAAGAAGUUGAGGGAAUGAAUGCACUGGCUUUGAUUCCUUCAGACACAUUUACUGGGGACAUGUCUGCAGGGUGUGUGAUACUCAAUGAGAUGUCUGGAGAAGUUGGGAAAACUGAUGGGAUAACGGCGGUUAUCCCACCAGGCACUGCAGCAAGAUUACAGGUAUCUGCAGAAGGCCAUGUAUCCAAUAAAGCUGCUGGGGAAGAUACAAUUACCAAUGAGGUGGCUGAGUUACUUCCAGAUACAACUGUGUCUGAAUCAAAGUCUGCAGAGGGUAUUAUUGCCAAUGGUGGAUAUCAAUGGGAGACGAGCAUUGAGAAACCUGAGGUGCCUGCAGACAGAGUAACAGCAGUGAUGUCUGAUAAGGGGGAGAUGCUCAAUGCAUUGCCUGGACAAGUCAUCAAAACCAGCUGGAUGACCAAGGCACUUCCAGACCAAACGACAGCCACGGCAAUGUCCACAGAAGGUGUGGUAGCCAGUAGGAGGUCUGGAGAAAGUGCCACAAACGUGAUUGCUGAGGUCCCUUCAGAUUUUCUUCCCACAACAAUGGAAAUGUCUGCAGAGAGUCAGAUAAGCAGUGAGCUGUCAGCGGAAGAUGUUCCCAAUCGUGAGGUGAUUUCUGUGUAUCCUGGUGUUACAGCAACAAAGGACAACUCCUCAGAGGGUGUGAAAGUCAAUGAAAUGUCUAGAGAAGGCAUUCAGACCAAUGGGUUGGCUGAGAUGGAGAUGACUGCAGAAGCCGAUAUAGCUACUGAAAUCUUAGGAGCAAGUGUGGCAACCACUGGGUUGGCAGAGGAUACUGGAGCUGUUAAAGACAUGUCUGAAGAAGUUGAGAUGUUCAUCGAUCGUCCAGAAGUGGCAGAAAUCACUGAAGUGGCUGAGAAACCUUCAGAUCUAACAGUGUCCUGGGAGUUAGCUGCGGGGAGUAUAGUGAGGAGAGAAAUGUCAGGAAAAAGUGCAGCAAUCAUUGCUCUGGCCUCUGUAUGUCUAGGUGUGAUGGGGACUAUGCAACUGCCUGCAGAAGGUGAGAUAGUCAACAAGGUGUCUGGAGCAGUGACAACUCACAGAGUGACUGAUGUUCCUCCAGAUGCAGCAGUGGCAAUGUUUGCAGAAAGUGAUCCAGCUGAAGAAAGUGUGACAAGUAAUGAGAUUAAAGAACUUCUAAAUGUAGCAGUGGCCAUGGAGACAUCUAGAGAAGGUGCAGUACCCAAUAAGGUAUCUGAAGAUAUGGUGACCAGUGAGGUGACUGAAGCAUCUCCAGAUGUUACAGGACCCAUGGAAAUGGCUGUGGACAGUGUGGUAACCAAUAACUUGUCUGAAAAUGUGACACCCAGUGAGAUGGCAUCUGGACUGCGAUGUGCUGCUAUAUUGUCUAAGGAGAUUUCUGUUGAGGGUGUGGAAGUCGAAGAUGUAUCGGAGGAAGGUGUAACAACCACUGGAAUGACUAAGAUGCCUCCGGAUGCUACAUCAUCCAUUGAGAGGUCUGCAGAGGGUGAGGGAGACGCUGCAAUCCCAGAGUGUAUCGCAAACAACGGAGUGACUGAGGUAUCUCUCGUUUCUGCAUCAACGCUAGGUAAUUCUGCGGAGGGUCAAAUCCCGAUUGAGCCAUCGGGAGAACUUGUGCUCACCAGUGGGGUGGUCGAGGUUCUGCCCGAUAUAGCAGAGUCCUUGGAAAUGGCUGCAGGAGGUAUGAUUGCGAAUGAAAUGUCUGGAGAAGGUGUGGCCAUUGAUGCUUUGGUACAUUCAGGUUGGACGGUGGCUACGGAGUUGUCUACGGAAAGUGAGGGAGCUGAUGAAAUGCCUCUAGAAAAUGAGAUGGCUAAUCAGGCACAUCCAAACACAGGAGCAAUUCCAGAGAUCUCUUCAGAGAGUGAGAGAAAUACAACACUCGGGACGGCCGAGCAACUUCCAGAUGUUACAGCAGAGAUGGAGAUAUCUGCCCCAUGUGUGAUAGACAAUGAAGUGUCUGAAAAACAUGUGGUGUCUUUUGGACAGCCUGGUGCUGUAGCACUGGAAGAUGAGGAGAUCUCCUCAGAAGAUUUGAAAGCCAAUAACCAGUCUGGAGAAGGUGCGACCAGCAAUGCAGUGGUUGAGAUGCCUCAAGAUGCUACAGCAACUACAGAGACGCCUCGACAGGAUGAGGAAGCCAUUGAAAUCUCAGAAAAAGGUGUUGUAAUCAAUAGAUUGCCUGGGGCACCUACACCUGCUGCUACAGCAACUACACAGAUGUCCACAAAGGGUGACUUAGAUGGUGAAACAUCUGACAAAGAUGUCGCAACCAGGAAUGUGGCUUCUGAACAGCCUGGAGUUCUCGUAGCUAAGGGGAUAGCGCCAACUGGUGUGGAGGCGAAUGAAACAUUAACAGAUGAUGUGAGGACCGACGGCGUGACUGAGGUACCUCCAGAUACAGCAGUGACCUUGGAAACGUCUGCCGAGGGUGUGGUGGAAGCCAAUAAAGUCUCCGAAACAGAUGGGGCAACCCAUGCAAUGCUGGAAAUACCUCCAGGGGUUACUGCAACAACGGAGAUCAUUCCAGAUGUUGAGAUUGCCAAUGAAGUGCCUGAGGAAGAUGCAAGAAACAAUGAGGUGUUUGCAGAGAGUAUGUGGGCUAAGGCAUUUCCAGACACUGCAGUAACUAUGGAAACAUUUGCACAAAAUGUGAUCUUCAAACCAGUGCCUGUAGAGUGUCCGUCAGCAAGUGAGGUGACCAGCCAAAUGCCUUCAGAUAUUUUGUUACCUAAUAACACGGAAGUUGAAGUAAUGGCAAAGAUUAAAGGAGCAAAAUUAGUUAGUGAGGGGCUUGCUGCUAUUAUGCUCAACCAGAUGCCUUCAGGUGGAAGGUCUGCUGACAACAGGUCCCGGAAGAGAAAAGCCUCUGAAUCUCUGGCCGAGGUUUGUGCUUACAGGCCAAACAACGCUCUGUGUUGUGCUGGUCACUGGUGCACAGCAAUGAAGGUGACUGAACAUGAGUUGCACUCUGUUUCAGUAAAGUCGACUGACCACACAUCUAUAUUCGUUCAAAGCAAAGAGCAGCAAGUGAACCGUGUUGGAAAUGAACAUUCCCCGACUGCGCCAGAUAGAAACAUGGGUGCAUUUGGAGCUGUUGAAUACCAUCGAGUGGAUAAGGACCAAACCCUUUGCUACAGAAGGACUGGACUCAGAAGUACGAUUAAAGAAAAUGAUUCAAUAUUAAAGCUGGGAGAGUUAAACUCCGCAGUGCUUUUAGCACAUUGUAAUCCACUUUACUCCAAACUGCAGCUCAUUGAUAGCACUGCAGUGAGGUUCGAUUGCUGUAGCCGAGACGACCCCAAGUAUGACACGUCUGAUGUGGGCGAAAGGGUCCUGCAACUGGGAGAAACAAAACCAGAGAAUAUCCCUGUUAAUGCAGUUAAUGCUCCAGUGUUUAGUGAAUUGUCUGGUGAACUUGUCCCAAUAGAAAAGCUAGCCACCUCAGCAGGCAACAUGGUUUCUGCCAAAUGUGUGAAAAUGGAGCCAGCAUCCUUGCAGAAGUUGGAGAUGUUACAAGCUGUGGACAUGUGUAGUAUCUUUCAAGCCCCAGAAUGGAUGGAUCAGAAUUUUUGCUUGAAUACUGAACUGAAAUCCUGCUGGAAUUCGACUUGCAUGCCAAACCUCAGUCAAGAUCAGUGUGGAGUCCCCACGAAGCUCCAGCCUCUAACUUGGUCUUCUAGAAACUAUCUGGUGCCUCGGAAUAACCAUACACAUUUUGUUACUCCUAUUUUCCCCGUUUCUUCAGGCGUCAAAUUAGCUCCAAUAUUUUCCUCAUUAACCAUUAGCGAUGAAGCAAUGGAACAGUGCAUCUCCAGACGGACUGAUUGGUGCACCCUUCCUGGUUAUUCAAGUGAAGAUGCCUGGGCAAUUUUGCAAUGGCUGAAUGGCUUUGGUAAGAAUUCCUGGCCACUUUCCACGCUUUGCAAGACUAGGAUGUGCACAUGCAAUCGCUCAAAGUUUGGGUUGCCCACGAUUCUAGCACUUUCAUCUCCAGGCUGUUAUAGAGUAUGGACCAGGAGACGUCGUUUGGGUAGCAAGAUCCCCACCGUCCAGCGCCUGUUUCUGACUCGAUUCGAAGAACACUUGAAAGGAUUAAACAUCCCAGUUCCUUUGGACAAACUGUUUCCGUCGAUGCCCUGUAGCUUAGGUAGAAUAGUGUCCUGGUGGAACCAACAUGGUCCAUCAUUUGCGUCAAGUACUGGCUCUACAAACAACUGUAAAAGGAUGAGCAUGGGAACCAGUCCCAGCUAUUUCCUAUCCAAUCUGGUCACCAAGAAUGGAACAAACUUCAGUGGAACUAAACCUUUGCUGUUUCUACAGACCAGUGAGAGAAUUGAAGUGCGGCCUUUGGAUCUCAGAGAGCUGUGUCCUGCUGUGUCAGACCUGCCUACCUCACCAGCAGAAUGCACUGUUACUGACUUGAGCAUCUUCCCAGCAGCUUUACCCCCUGCCCCCAGUGUUGAAAAUCAACUGUGCUCAGAACAAAAGGAGGUCUGUGCGCCACCAGAUGAAACCAAACGAAAACCAAAGGGGUCCACAAGAAAAGUCUCGCAAAUUCGAAUCCGGAAAACCAUUCCGAAACAAGACACUAAUCUCACCCCCAUGGGACUGCCCAAACCCAAGAGGUUAAAGAAGAAAGAAUUUAGUUUGGAAGAAAUCUACACCAAUAAAAACUACAAGUCUCCAUCUGCAAACAGCAAAUACCUUGAGACAAUCUUUGAAGAACCUGUCCUCAAGAAAGGCUCCUUUGUGUGCACCAGCCUCCAGAAGCGCAAGCGGCUGUUGGAAUUCCAGGAUUACACCCUUCCCAGGAAGCGUCGAGCGCACUCCGGAGUGAAGGUUCCAAGUCGCACCCGUCGCAGAAAACCCUCCCCACGCGAGGGGGAGAUCGAUUCGUUGCUGAUUCAGAAACUGACAGAACUGGAGGCUUUCCUUUCUGGAGAGGAUUAAAGAAACUGUAGGCAAUGGGGAGCGUUCUAUUUAUUAGGGUUGAAUCGGGCCGCCUGACAGUCAGCAUUUGUUUACAUACUUGAAGACCAGGGAAUGCCCAGCUGCUGCCUUGAGAUAGAUAUGCUUGUUGGUUUGCUCGGGAGGAAUUACUAACUUGACUAGCUGUUGCGUGAAGGAAGUACAGUAUUAGUGAAUUUAUUAACAUUUGUUAACCACACUGCUCCACACUCGCUGUUUGAGCAAAGGCGUGGAGAGGGUUGAUGGGUGAGAAAUACAGAACUGCACCAGUUGUGAGGCUUACUGUAUGGGUGGGAUUGUUUGAAGCUGCUGAACCCCAAUGAUUUCAAUAGUUUACCAGAAAUUCUCAUUGCAAAGCGGCUUGGGAUAGGUGAUGGGCUUUCGGAACAGAAGCUGGACUGAAUGACUUACAUUAGUGGAGUCCUGUAGCUCAGUGGUUAGAGCACUCGCUU
Callorhinchus milii (elephant shark) is the source of this 10762-nucleotide messenger RNA. RefSeq lists its product as uncharacterized. Bases 1230 to 10292 code for a protein of 3020 amino acids. The transcript is spliced from 7 exons. The record is from RefSeq and is a predicted model, not a curated record. NCBI's taxonomy places the organism in Eukaryota, Metazoa, Chordata, Chondrichthyes, Chimaeriformes, Callorhinchidae.